This is a messenger RNA of Stomoxys calcitrans (stable fly), 1740 nucleotides long. RefSeq lists its product as uncharacterized. The coding region runs from base 47 to 1687 and encodes 546 amino acids. NCBI's taxonomy places the organism in Eukaryota, Metazoa, Arthropoda, Insecta, Diptera, Muscidae. Gene Ontology annotation, cellular component: endoplasmic reticulum; membrane. The transcript has 8 exons. Gene Ontology annotation, biological process: GPI anchor biosynthetic process. The record is from RefSeq and is a predicted model, not a curated record.
UAAAUAACAAAACAUUUUUGCAUUAGAAUUCACGUAAACAAUUAAAAUGAGUGUAAAAAUAUUCUUGCCGCAAAAUUUAUUCUACGUUAAAGAAAAUUGUGAUAUUUACGGUGAAAUAAAAAUUGGUGAACACAAUUGCAUAUCCUACUACAUAACAUGUGCCAUAUACACCGCAAAAUAUGCUAAGCCACUUGACCAAGAGGACGAGGCUGACGAAAAGCGAUUAAACGAUAAAGAAUUUAUAAAACGAUUUAGGCAUUUGGGUCACAUUGUCAAUGCUCAAGCUCCAACACAUCAAUGUUACCAAGAUGUAGCCUUAGUUUUUGGUUACGACAAGCAAACGCCCAACAUUUAUUUGAAUAAGCUAAGUAUAAAGGCCCAAGAAACAGGCAAAAUAAAUGUCUUCCUUUACGAUGAGAGAAGAGUUUUAAAAUUGCAAGACUUGAAAGAGGAAAUGCACGAAACACUAUCAAGACCUAUGACGAAACAAGAAGAGAAUUCCAAAGAAAGUGAUGACACAUUCCCCAAUAAUGAUAUGCAUUAUCUAUUUCAAUUGCUGCAAACCAAAGAAAAUGUCAAAUCUACUGCACAUGAUUUUGCAUCGGGAGAUUUCUUUUUAUUUGAUGUCAAACGUUGCCUCUUCAGGUGUUUUGAAUUCCUUUUCCAUUUUAUGAUGUGGAUCUUGACAAUAUUUUUGUAUCAGCCGCCAUUUAAAUAUAUCUUCCAGCAUACGGUGUUAUGUGAACACUAUAAGGAGUGGUUAAAGUUUCGACAAUGUGGAAAAAGACGUUUGAACAUAGCUUUCGACACAUUUUUGGGACUUUCUGUUAUGGUAAUUCUAGUAUUUUACAUCGAAAGCCCAGGAGACUACCUUAUUGCUGCUUCACAUUUUGUAGUAACAAAAUUUAGAAUACUCCUGCUUUCUUUGGAAGGAUCACCUAUAGGUUUGAAAUUAAAUGUACAACUCAAUCAUUUCUUGCUCAAAUGUUUCGGCUAUCACGUCGAAUUAUGGGAUACAUUUUUAAAUGAAAUCGAACCAUGUAUACGACACUUGUUUAUACCCAUAACAUUUUUGGGUUCAAUGGGCCUGUCAUAUCAAUUGGCCUUGUUGACUGACAUCAUUUCAGUUAUUGGAUUACAUGCUCAUUGCUUUAGCAUUUAUGCAUCAGUAUUAUAUAAGGUAGAAAUUAAAGGCAUACAAGUAUUAUGGAAAAUGUUUUUAGGCAAACGAAAAAACGUUUUAAAAAACCGCGUAGAAUCACAUAGUUAUAUGAAUCGACAAUUAUAUUUGGGAACAGUUUUCUUUGCCUGUUUGUUGUUUCUAUUCCCAACAAUACUUACCUACUACGUUGUCUUUACCUCACUAAGACUGUGCAUUAACUUUGUCAGUUUCAUUUUGAAAACUGUACGAAGACAAAUAUUAGAAUUUCCUAUGGAAAUGUUAUUAAAUUGGAGCAUUAGUUGCUUCUAUGAUACCGAAUCAUUACAACUAGAUUAUAUUCAACACAAACCACCACCUGCCUUGCUAAAGGUAGAUAUGGAAAUGUGUGUUUUUAAAAUAGGAGUUAAUUCAUCUUCCUUGGGGCGAGUGUUAUCAUGUCGUAGUGGCGUCCUGCAAGAGUUAGUAGCAAACGAAAAUAAUUCCAUUAAAGCAAUAUGCCAAAAAAUAUUGACUGGUACAUUUUAAGGGAAAAUAUAUACAAAGCUUCCUUAAUAAUUGACAAUGGAAUAAAUAACUUA